Molecule: messenger RNA, 3599 nt
Organism: Xiphophorus maculatus (southern platyfish)
Lineage: Eukaryota; Metazoa; Chordata; Actinopteri; Cyprinodontiformes; Poeciliidae
Gene: tub
Product: tubby bipartite transcription factor
Exons: 12
Coding region: 556-2046 (496 amino acids)
Biological process (GO): protein localization to cilium
Cellular component (GO): cilium
Source: RefSeq, a predicted model, not a curated record
CAGUCUCUGCUCCCCGCUCCCCCUAAAGUCUUCACUUUCACUGCUGCUGCUGCAGGUGAUGCUGUAAGACAGAUAACGGGAGUCUGAUCGGGGCAAACAGGCAGAGAGCUGGAUUCGGAUUGGGAAUAAAGGAGGGGAGGAGGGGAGAUUUAAAGGGAAAGGAGCAGAGGGAGAUUCAGACUACAGAGUGAGAGUGAGGAAAGAGAGCCAGUGCAGAGAAAGAGAAGAGGCAGCGAAUGGAAGAAGAGAAGAGGAGAGGCAUUGACUGGAGGCAUACGCAUGGACGAGAAGAAUUUAUUUCAAGUGCUCGGCGUGCAGCCCUGAAGGGAAGCGUGUGGCCGUCAGAGUGGAUUUUUUUUUAAAUCAUCCACCGCUCCACAGUUGCAGGAGAAGCAGAGAUACAGAGACAGGCAGGGAGCAGAGAGCUGAGCACAGAGGAUGAACAGGAGAUGCGGGCUCUGUGGCUGUGAUCGCCGUGCUCAGACCUCGUAGCCACUCUCGCUGGUUGUUGCAGGCCGUCAGCCUUGCAGAGACGGCAGCAGCAGUCGACACAGAAUGAGCUCCAAGCACUCCUCUGACUGGAUUCCCUACAGCACUUUAGACGAUGAGGGGACAAACCUCCGACAACAGAAACUGGACAGACAGCGAGCCCUCCUUGAACAGAAGCAGAAGAAGAAAAGACAGGAGCCUCUGAUGGUCCAGUCCAAUGUGGACGGGAGGUCCCGCGCUCGUCGGACCAAACAGAGCGAAGAACAGGCCCCGCUGGUCGAAUCGUACCUCAGCAGCAACAGCAGCACCAUCUACCAUGUGCAAGAUCCUGAACGGGAGGAGGUGAAGGUGAUUUCGGACGCUCAGUUGCCUCGCUCAGCCAAAAAGGGCAAAGCAUCGGCCAGCUCCACUCCGCAGACAGGCAGUGAAAAGAAGGAGAGGAAGGGCAAACACAAAGCGAUCAACAGCCCGGCUGCCCAGCAGGACGACAGUCAGAUCCAGAUCCUGACGGUGGGCCAUUCUGCUGCAGAGGAGGGCGAGGCAGAGCCGGUUAUGAGCUGCACUCAGUCACAGAGUAAGCAGGACCUUCGUGUCACCAUGCUGAAGAAAGGUAUUUCCAGCAGUAUGAAUUUUGAUGAAGAAGAGGAUGAUGACGAUGAAAUUAGCUCAAGCUCUUCACAGCUCAAUAGCAACACAAGACCAGGCUCUGCCACCAGCAAAAAGUCAUGCAAGGAGGUGGCCUCAGCACCCACUCCACCAACAAAUGAACCUGCCAUUGAUGUUGAGGAUCUGGAGGAGUUUUCUCUGCGACCCGCACCACAGGGUGUCAGAGUAAAAUGCAGAAUCACCAGGGACAAGAAAGGCAUGGACAGAGGAAUGUAUCCUACCUACUAUCUUCACCUGGAGAGGGAGGAUGGCAAAAAGGUAUUCCUUUUAGCUGGAAGGAAAAGAAAAAAGAGUAAAACUUCAAAUUACCUCAUCUCCAUUGAUCCCACUGAUCUGUCUCGUGGAGGGGAGAGCUUCAUUGGAAAACUGAGGUCAAACCUCAUGGGAACUAAGUUUACUGUGUAUGACAAUGGUCUGAACCCCAUGAAGAGCACCACCAGCCUCGAAGCCAGCAAUCUUCGCCAAGAACUAGCUGCCAUUUGCUAUGAAACCAAUGUUUUAGGAUUCAAAGGGCCUCGCAAAAUGAGCGUCAUCAUUCCGGGAAUGAACAUGGACCAUGAGAGGGUGUCCAUUCGGCCGCGUAACGAGCAUGAGUCAUUGUUGGCCAGGUGGCAGAACAAGAACACCGAGAGUGUGAUUGAGCUUCACAACAAAACACCUGUGUGGAAUGAUGACACUCAGUCCUACGUUCUGAACUUCCACGGCAGAGUCACGCAGGCUUCUGUUAAAAACUUUCAAAUCAUUCAUGACAAUGACCCUGACUACAUUGUGAUGCAGUUCGGCCGUGUGGCAGAGGACGUCUUCACAAUGGACUAUAACUACCCAAUGUGUGCGCUGCAAGCCUUUGCCAUUGCUCUCUCCAGCUUUGACAGUAAACUUGCCUGUGAAUAAACUCAAAUCUGAGGUUCAAAGAAGAGAUGAUCUAUCUGUCCUUAUGGGCUGCUUGUGUAUCCCUCGGGUUGGUUUGAGAUCUUUAAGUCACCCAAUGCCCUGGAACUCCUGCAUACUGCGAAAUACAUUGUGGGCUUCAAGUCCUCGGUGUCUAUGUGUGCCUGCAGUCGAAAAGGGGUAAAUGGUCAUGAUCUGUGGGAGAAAACAAGCACAAAAAGUAAUCCACUGGUAAAAUCAAAGGAAUUGGUCUCGACUUAUAUUGUAAUUUUGUAUACUGCAACUGCAUUAUAAAAACCUGCACUGUUUCUUUAUGUAGUAGCUUUAGAAGUUUAACGUUUCCUUACUUGUACAUUUUAACUAACAGGGACACAAGAGUUUUGUUUGAGCAACUCCGUGUAUUUUCUUUCUGUAGUCUACAGCACAGUCUUUCCAUAUUUCAUGCAUGGUAAUUUUAUUUUCUGCAAUCAUUUGUAACAACUUCAUCGGUAUUGGCUGUUUGGUGCUGCAAGCAUUAAUCGUCAUUGCAAAAAAAAUAAAAUAAAUAAUCACUUAUUUCCAAAAGAAUCAAUUAGAGACUCCAACUUGAAAAGGAUAAAGGCAUGUUAUACAGUGCUGUCUACCACAUAUUGUGUCACACUGUUCAACGUGAAUGUACAGGAUGAUGGUGCACUUUACUUUGAAUUAUGUGAUGGAAAGAUAUAUUGCUAUACAUACUUUAUUGUGCCUUUGAAGAUGAACUCCAGUUUUAAAGUUUGGUCACAAAAUAACUUGAACUUGAAUUAAUCUAUGUGUUUCUUGCCAUCCUCGCGUUCACUGAAGAUAUUUCUCUAAAUUUUAGCGUGCCUCAGACAUGUUCAGAAUGGAUGAACACAUUUGGCUACAGAAGAUUCAAGAUAGUUUAUUCCAACGUUUCAGACCGUCUAUAGGUAAAUUAUAAUUAGCUUCACAACUUCACUGCUCAUUUCCUUCAAAGUUUAUUAACACAGCAUGACCUACUGCCAGAAAACAAAGAGGGUGAAUCCACCUUUUGUUUUAACACAUGUCUUUUCCUUGACAUUUUCAUGAACUUUGUAUUCCAUUAAGGAGCUUAAUACAUUCCUCAUCUCACUGGCAGUAAAUCAAUAUAUCACCCACUGCUCACAUUUUUACUCAAAAUAUUUGUCCUCUUGCUUCUUCUAGGGCAUAAUCUCUUUUUGUCAAAUGUAAAGUAGUAGAUUUUCUAUUUUACAACCAUUGAAAAAAUAUGCCGAAUGACAGCAAAUAACAAUCGCUGAUACCGCUAUUGUUACUGUGGGUUCUGAGAAGAUCUUUAACAAAUGUGCUAUUCUUGUAUUCAGUUGUGUUAUAUUAGAAAUUUCUAUUUCCAAAUGGUUGAUACUCUUGCUGUAAAGUCUGCUUUUCUCAUAUGUGUCCAGGACUCGGGAGGUUCUGUCAUUUUCUGGUUUCAGUGCUCUCAUCAUUAUGUACAGUAAAUGGUGUACAAUUUUACUCUGGUGGUAUAAACAAAGUCCUUUGAUCAUGAGAAAAAUAAACUUACAGUCUGUCAAAUGAAA